Messenger RNA from Cylindrotheca closterium, 1173 nucleotides. NCBI's taxonomy places the organism in Eukaryota, Bacillariophyta, Bacillariophyceae, Bacillariales, Bacillariaceae. The record is from the annotation of a GenBank genome assembly.
AUGAGAAAAAGUGAUUUACAAAUGGAAUGUUCCUUCCGUGGAUUGCCCACCAAAGGAGAUCGCAGUAUUUUGAUAUCACGAUUGAUGAAAACACUCGACGAUGACAAUGACGUAAAGCCAAAGGGUCAUGCGCAUUUGCAAAAUCUGGAUCCCUCGGAUACUUCUGUGCUUCGUGUCAAGGGGCACACAACUCCAAACUCCGAGGGGGUUGGCGUAGGGCUGGUGCUAUACCAUUCCGAGACCAACGAGGAACUUUGGUCUGGAAGGAUCUACUGUCCUGGCGACAGAGCUGGCUUUGAAGCCGAAUAUUCUGCAAUCAUCAUGGGUCUUGACUUUUGCAAGUCCUGUGGCAUACAAAAUCUUGUGCUUCAGUCGACGAACAAUGCGAUUGUCUUUCAGAUCAACGGAAUUUACAAGGUCAGCAAACAGUCCUUGAAGCCAUUGCUAGAAAUGGAAAAGGAACAUGAGGAAGAAUUCGAUUCCUUUUCCGUGGCGGCAAUACCCAAUAGCGAAAACACCGUUGCUUCCGAGCUGGCAACCAAGGCGUUGUCGACUCGAAGAUCAGCCGACACUCCCAAAUUUUGGAAAUUCAACGAUCCAAUUUUGACAUUGUCGUCUGAUGUGGUCGAUGCUGACGUGAUGGAUGUCGAUACUAUCGCGGGUGAAGAAAUCGACUUGGACAACGACUAUACGGGUAUACCACAACCUGCAGAAAUAGAUCCGUCCAGAGUCUACUUGCUUCGAUUCGAUGGUGGCUCGAGGGGAAAUCCUGGAGUUGCAGGUGCGGGAAUGGUGAUAUAUGAUGAUCAGGGGAACGAAAUAUGGAAUGGAUGGAAAUUUCAUUCCGAAUCGGCUACCAACAAUGUUGCAGAGUAUUCAGGUCUUCUUUGGGGAUUGAAAUGUGCUUGUUCGUCUCUUGGCAUUACACAGUUGAUUGCGGAAGGAGACUCCCAACUGAUCGUCAAACAAUUAAAUGGGGAGUAUCGUGUCAAGGACGCAAUGCUGAAGAAGUAUCACAAGGCAUGCGUAGACGUGGCUGGAAAUUUUGAAUAUUUUGAGAUUCGACACAUUCCGAGAGCUGAAAACAGUAGGGCGGACUGGUUGGCCAACCAUGCCAUGGACCUGCAACAAUCGCAUGGAUGUGGGGAUGAGGAAGAAGAUUUGGGGUUUUGA